AUGGUGCCCCAUUUCAUUGGUCGACAACAAGAGUGUGAAGAUAUUUUACGUGUGCUGUCGCCCACAUCUGCUCGGCUAGUCUCUGUAUCUGGACCCCCUGGUUUUGGUAAAACCUCAUUGGCUAUUGCAGUAGGACACCGACUUAGACAGCUCGAACGACAAGUUUAUUUCCUUUCCUUGAGAAGAAUCAAGACAGCAGAAGAGCUGAUCUCUGACCUCUUAAACACCUUUGAGCAUGCAUCUGAUGUAACGGGGCAAGAGCGUUCAAAACAAUACAAACUCCUCAGUGCAAUUCCUUCUAAUAUCUGCAUCGUCCUCGAUAACGCCGACGACCUGUUCCAGACUGGUGGUGAAACGAGCCAAGAUGUUUUAGACCUUCUGGAAAAGAUCUUCUCUCAUUGCGAGAAUGUGUCCUUUCUAUUGACCACAAGGAUGAGUCUUCAAUCGGUGCUGAGAAGAAAAUUUGCUGGUCACACUUCUGUCGAUGUUGCAUCGCUAGACAGGAAUUCGGCACAAAUGCUUGUUGAAGAACUUGUCCCUCCUGCUAAUGAAAGUGAAUGCUGCAGAGUGGCUGAGAUUUGUGGAAACGUUCCGCUCGCUAUCAAGCUUUUGUGCGGUCAAAUCGUUGACGAGAAGAAGAGUGCAUCUCAAUUCCUUGACCACUUUAGCUGCUCUUCAAAAACGAUAGUAGUGUUGUUAGACGAUCCAGAUGCACCUAACGAUCAACGUUUAAAAGUCUUGUUCGAGUCUUAUUUCAAAAGACUAUCUCGAGAAGAGCAAGAAGCAUUUGUUUGUCUUUCAGUUUUUGUCAGUGAAGUGUUCGACGAGCAAGCUGCAGUAAACGUCAUUGGAGGAGAUGAAGAUACAGCAAAGAAAACAUUGUUGAGGCUCAAGAGAAAAUAUUUGGUUGAAGGAAAUUCCUCCCAACCAGUGCUGUUUUCUUUUCAUCCUCUCAUCAAGUCGUUUGGUUCCGAAAAAGCAGAUGACAUGAAAGAAAUUGCUCUCGAAGCACAAAGGCGAUUCCUCAUUUAUUACGUCAAGUUGUUUGAAAAUUUAAACAACCAGUUUCUCGCUGGAAAUUCUCUGCUCGCAUUUCACGAUUUCGAAUUUAACAAAGAAAAUGUGGUGCGUAGCCUCUCCGAAGGUCUUCAAAAUGAGGCUGUCUGCGACGCAAUUUUUGAUGUUCUUUCCGAUGCGGAUCUGUUUUUGGACACCAUUUUCUACUUUGAGCAUCCCUGGAGGUUUUACGAAAUUUAUAAAUUAGCAAUAGCUAAGGCAAAAGAGCAGCGUAAAUUUAAAGCUGUCCACCAACUGCUAAUUGGUAAAGCUUUUGGUGAAAUAACCUGUGAUUAUGGGGCUACAUUGGCAUUACUAAAAGAGGCCGAAGAAAUAGAGAAGCAAAAUCCUCUUCUUAUUGCAGAAGUUGCCAAGGGAAAACGAAUGUGUUACGAUGGUAUUCACUUACUAAGAUAUAGAGCGACAGCGAAAGGAGGCGAAAUUCUUGAAACAGGGAUAUCCCGGUUGAGUUCUGAAAAUACUGUACUUAAGAUUUUAUGCUCCCACAUUCUUGCUUUGAUUACUGCUCAUACAGAAAAGUCUUCCUACUACCAGAACAUGGUUUUAACUGAAUGCGCUAACAGACCAUCCUUGUAUGCUUUCUUCAAAGCUAUAGAAGAAGGCGAUUGUGCUGACGAAAAAGAGAAUGAAAACCCAAAAGGUUUCAGUCAACCACUCAUUACGGCGCUUGCUAUUCUCAUCAACUCUAUUGCGUAUGUCUAUGACAUGAAGGAGGUAAUCUCUAAACUUGGUUUGCCAAUUUCACAGUUGCAGAAAGAAGUCGAAGCCGAAGCAAGGAACGACCGUCUAUACUUACCACUACGCUUCAUCGUUGAAAACACCCUGGCUGAGGUAAAAAUAGAGCAAGAAAGUCCGGCAGCGAUGCAGCUCGCUCUUGAUAAUAAUAUAAAAGAAUAUGGUGGGCUAAACCCGGAUACAGCCCAAAGAUACCAUAACAUUGGAUUAAUUUUAUGUAAACAGAAGAAUUAUGAUGCUGCUUUGAGAUAUCAUGACCAAGCACUAGAGAUCAGAUGGAAGCUUUAUGGGCUCGACCAUGCAGAUACUGCCGACAGCUAUCACGAGAUUGGACGUAACCAAUUUGAGAAAAAAGAUUACGAGUUAGCACUGCAAUCGUCCAAGAAAGUACUUGCUAUCAGACAAAAUCUUUAUGGGAAUGUCCACUCAAAGGUUUCCUUCGCUUGUUAUCAAAUUGGAGUGAUAAAGCAUUGCUUGAAUGAGUACGAUUUAGCUGUUGAUUGGCACCAGCAAGCCCUGGAUAUUAGAGUGGAGCUGUAUGGAAAGGAGCACCCAGCCUCCGCUAGAUGCUACUUCGAGAUUGCGCAAUCACAGUACGAAAUGCAAGAUUAUGAUUCUGCGCUGAAGUCAUGUCAACAGGCACUUGAUAUCAGGUCAAAUCUUUUUGGACAGGAGUGCGAAUUGACAAGCGACAGUUCUCGCCAAAUGGAAUUGAUACGAAGUCAAUUGUAA
Messenger RNA from Paramuricea clavata, 2544 nucleotides. The record is from the annotation of a GenBank genome assembly. Lineage: Eukaryota; Metazoa; Cnidaria; Anthozoa; Malacalcyonacea; Plexauridae.